GCCUCUUUGACGCAAUCAAGUUUUGCCGCGUUUCGCGCAAAGGGAAGAGCCCGUCAACAAUCUGGCAUUGCCGAUAUUUGGAGAAAGAAAGCGAUUGUAUCAAUACUGGAGAGGGAGGGUGGAUUAAAGCACUUCUGAAUCCUAAUUACAUGUGGAGAUAGAAGAAGAACGCUCAAUAAGAAUGGUCAGUCUACAGGACGACGAUCAUUCCGAAUUCAUCUCUCCUUUUCUGAGAAAUGACACAACAGAUGAAAUUGUGACAGUUUCGCCCCAAGAGCCAGGCAGAAACAACAGAAAAGUCUACUUGAUUAAGAAAGAGGCAGGCUUGACAGGACGCAGCUAUUUGCAAUGUUCCGCUUGCCGUCAUCGCGCUUUCAAGCUGUUUCGAAAUGUUACGCAAUCGCUUGCCCCAGACCACUUGAAACGAUAUGGCAGUUGGGAGAAUGAGGUCCUUAGAUUCUGUCGCACAUGCUGGUACAGAGGAGAUAGUUCAAAGCACGGGGAAGACAGGCCUGAAAAUAGGCCCAACUUCGAUCGUGGCCCCUUGGGAGUAACUGAUCAACGAGCAUGCGUUAGUUGGCAUUUUUUGCAAAGGGAUUUCGUUAGAAGGAGGCAUGGUGAGAAAGAAGAAAAUUUGGAUGGCAAAAAUAGGGAAGCUAGGGUAAAUCAAAAGAAACACAACGAUGUGAUGUUGCCCCUUGUUUCGGUAGUUGGUCAAAGAGGGAAUGAGUUUGUUAAGAAAGACUCCAACGCUAAUUUAUUCGAUUUUAAUGGCAAUGAAGUGUCGCUGCGAAAUAACGAAUCGGGGUAUCUAUCAAUUGAGCAUUCUCCGUCGAGCGACAGACAGGACCACGUGUCAAGCAUUUUGAUGAAUAUCCACAAAGACCACGAUUAUGCCCCUGCGGUGCAGCGCGAAAUAGAAAUCACGACUAGUACUAGAAGCCCAGUUAAAGAUUAUUACCAUGGGAACAACUUUCAAAGGCCUAAUUCGAAAUUUGAAAUAAAAAACGAUGUAAAGAUGAAUAAACGAACCUACAAAGUUAAAUAUAAUAAAGAACAAGUGAAACAGGCGGCGAACAAGUUACUGAAGAAGGCCGUGAUGUAUGAUGGGACGUCGAAACCAGUGCAUAACUUCGUUACUGUCAACUUGCCUGUUUCGAAGGUAGAGGAGGAGCUGAGGUCGAAAAGAGAAAAGGGCGAAGGACCUGACCCAAAUCAUUUGAUGGGACUAAAAGCGAGAGCUGCGGACGGACAAACUUUGCCUGGCUUGAUUUGCCCAUUGUGCGGCAAGCACACGGUAAAGUCGUACAGCGUUUGGAAGAAGAAUAACGCUCCUGCCAAGAUAUUGCACUUGUUUAAAGAUGGGGUGACUGUUAUACGGGCCUGUCGAAAGUGUGUCCCUUAUCCUAUAAACCGCGAGCGGGAGAAACGGAAGGGCGAGAACAAACCAGCCUCUCAAAGCACAGCUUCAAACGCUGUCAAAUGUGAUAAGCCAGCGAAUGCCGCAAAACCGCUUAUGAACGGAUACGCAAAGAAAACAACCAACGGAAAAAAUAGCGUUUUAGACUCGAAGGGAAAUGGUGAAGUUUCUAAGGUUAAUAACAGUGUGGUGGCGAAUAGUACGGUGGUUAAAGAAACAGUUGUAACGAAAGCAAAUAAAGAUCGAGAGGUUAGCGCUAAAAACAAACGAAACGGCGAGAAUGUUGAAGUGGAUAAUUUGAAAAAGAAAGCGAAAAUAGAGGAGAAAAAGCGGACGAUCGAGGAAGUUAGCGGCCAUGAACUGACUGGAUUAGAGUGUUUCGAGAGCUUGCAAUCAGAAGAGCGAAUCGACAGUGCGGGCGGUCAGGAUGCGGAAAGUUUUCUGCUCUGUAAUGAAACAAGACGCGAUCCUGAAGCAACUCGGAAUGGAGAAACAUCUGCCAGAGUAACACGAGGUCGUCCAACAAAGGCUUCCCUUGUUUGUGACAAAUGCAACACGCCCCUGGGGAAAAUUCACCGGACUGUCAAGUUAGCCAACUGUCCAAAGAAACUCGUGUAUUUUUUUAAAGAAAAUCGAAAUAGAAGGUCGAUGAAAAUUUGUAAAAACUGUUCAAAGUAGCGUCGUAUCUAGUUGUAUGUAUUGUAAAAAUUGUGCACCUAAUUAAAUCAGUAUUUUGCGAAGAAUUUCGCUCGAAGUCCAAUUUCAAAGUUAGAACCACCACUGACAUUUUGAUUGUGAUGUGUUUUAUUGAGCAACUUGAUAUUUUAAGAGAAACAGACGACAAAGGAACCAGUUAUGCAAAUCAAGAAUUUGAUGAAUCCUAGCUUGGUUUCAGCCAAAGAAUUUUGCAUGUACGGGGCUGUUUUAAGUCCUAUUCGUUGACUAGUUGUCAAUAUUUGAAUGAAAAAGAGAAGUUUAGCCAAUAAUAAUUUAGCAAGUCACGGAGGUCGAGUCUCUCUUUCACCGGAAUAAACAAAACCUAAGUCUUAAUCUGUGAAGUUAGCAGAAAAAAACUUGCAGUUCGCAAGAGGCCUUUUUCAUAUUAAUCAUUGGAAUUGCUUAUCGCAGGGAAGAUUUGAUGUUUGAUGUUUUUGAGAGAAUUUGAAUGCAGAGAGGUUGAAAAUAGAAAAACGGUGGAAUUGGUAUCGUUUUCCUUUGUUUACUUGCUUUUGUUAUCACUGUGAUGUAAUCAAUAAUUGGAUCUGAAUGAGAACUAAAGUUGGGCUAAUCGGGGGUGUUAGAAAAAUAUCAGUUUUAUUCAUAAAGGAUUGUCUUUGAUUGAUGAUGUAAAAUUA
Messenger RNA from Rhopilema esculentum, 2775 nucleotides. RefSeq lists its product as uncharacterized. Lineage: Eukaryota; Metazoa; Cnidaria; Scyphozoa; Rhizostomeae; Rhizostomatidae. The record is from RefSeq and is a predicted model, not a curated record.